Pelobates cultripes (western spadefoot toad) is the source of this 30107-nucleotide messenger RNA. NCBI's taxonomy places the organism in Eukaryota, Metazoa, Chordata, Amphibia, Anura, Pelobatidae. The record is from the annotation of a GenBank genome assembly.
CCAGGAGGACACAUGGCAGUAGAGUAAACCAAGAUGGCUGGCAUGAUGCCUCCUGUGAAAUUGAAGUGGCUGGAGCACCUGAAUAGCUCCUGGAUCACAGAGGACAGCGAGUCCAUUGCCACACGGGAAGGAGUUUCUGUACUGUAUGCCAAGUUAGUCAGCAACAAAGAGGUGGUGCCACUGCCCCAGCAGGUUCUAUGCCUCAAAGGACCUCAGCUGCCAGACUUUGAACGGGAGUCCUUGUCGUGUGAUGAGCAGGACCACUAUCUGGAUGCUCUUCUCAGUAGCCAGCUGGCCCUGGCCAAAGUGGUGUGCUCGGACUCGCCCUUCGCCGGUGCUCUGAGAAAGCGGUUGCUGGUUCUGCAGAGGGUUUUCUAUGCACUUUCCAAUAAAUAUCAUGACAAAGGCAAAGUAAAGCAGCAGCAGCACUCCCCCGAGAACAGCUCGGGCUCUGCGGAUACCCUGUCAAUUAGUGAGCGACCCCGAUCUAGCACAGAUGCCCUCAUAGAAAUGGGUGUGAGGACUGGCCUGAGCCUACUCUUCGCCUUAUUAAGACAGAGCUGGAUGUUGCCAACUGUUGGGCCCGGUCUAAGCCUCUGCAAUGAUGUCAUCCGAACAGCCAUUGAUGUUGUUAAUUCUCUCCCCCCUCUGUCCCUCGCCAAUGAGAGCAAAAUUCCUCCCAUGGGCCUUGACUGUCUUGCACAGGUCACUUCUUUCCUUAAAGGGGUGACUGUCCCAAAUUCAGGUGCAGACACCCUGGGCCGACGUCUGGCCUCUGAACUUCUCCUAGGUCUGGCUUCUCAGCGUGGCUCACUCCGUUAUCUCUUGGAGUGGAUUGAGAUGGCUUUGGCGGCUUCUGCUCUGGUUAGUGAGACCGAUAAGAACAAGGCCCUGAUGUCACAGGAGGGAAUGAUCAGCUGUGACUGCUUUAUGAGCAUCCUUCAGCAGAUGAGACGGUCUUUGGUAAGUACACAACAUGUUUGCUUGAAGAAAAGUAAUGUAUGACAGAGACAUUUCCGGAGUAUAUGGCACACUUUUCAAAUGACUACUCUGAGCGUGCAGACACAAUGGGCACAUAUUAAGUCUUGCAAACAAAAAAGUUGUAAAAGUGCAGCAGUCAUCAUUGAAACCAAGGUAAAGUCCAUGCUGAGAAAAGAUGAUGCAUUUAAAUAUAAAUAUAUAUAUAUAUAUAUAUAUAUAUAUAUAUAUAUAUAUAUAUAUAUAUAUAUAUAUAUAUAUAUAUAUAUAUAUAUAUAUAUAUAUAUAUUUAAUGCAUCAUCUAUUCUCAGCAUGGACAUCUAUUCUCUAUUCUCAGCAUGGACUUUACCUUGGUUUCAAUAAUGACUGCUGCACUUUAACUAUAUAAUAUAUAUAUUAUAUAGUAAAUAUAUAUAUUUAUAUUUUAAAUAUAUAUAUUUUAAUAUAUAUAUUAAAAGUGCAGAAGUCAUUAUUGAAACCAAGGUAAAAUCCAUGCUGAGAAUAGAGAAUAGAUGUCCAUGCUGAGAAUAGAUGAUGGACAUCUAUUCUCUAUAUAAAAAGCUGUACAAUUUGGAGAACAGUUUUUAUAAAUAGAUGCUAAACUUUUAUAUGCCUCCUACUGAUAAUAUAAAGGCAAACCGCAAGCCAGGUUCCUCCCUCACAAGAUAGAAGCUGCACCCAGUGAGGGGUGUCCCAAAUCAGCCAUGGGGUCUGAUCUUUAAAUGAACUAUGGUAUAGCAUAGAUUUUUAGAAUGUGUAGUUCAUUUAUGGCAGCAGUUACAGCCAUCAGAUCUAAUGAAUGAAACUGCUGAAUGAGCUCAUAGUAGUCCUAAAGCUCUAAACCUGUUGACAGCCUCACGAUUUUGUGAAUUGUGCCAUGCACAGCUUGGGCUCUCUCAGCUCAAUAGCGUGUAUAUAUAUGCCUUACGAGUAUUUGUAUGACCACAGGAAGCAGUGUAGAUUCCUCUUUUGAGUUCACAGUGGAAAAGGAGAGCUUAUACCUGCAGAGAUUUGUGCAAAUCACUGCAUUUGUAAGCACCUGUGCAAUGAAAUAAGUGGGGUGGGGGAGAAUUCCAUGCACUAUAUAUAAACUAUGCAUAAAGCACAGCCUGAGAUUAUUUGCUUGUCCCUUUUAAGAUGUAAGACCUCAGAUUUUCUGAAUGUGUUUAUAACCCGUGUGUAGAAGUUUAAGCAAAUGAUUGAUUUCUGUACUAACACACUUCCUAUUAAAUGUGCAGCUUAGUGAAAUUUAUGAGUUUAAAUUUAUUACAUUGCAGCCUAUAUUUCAGGUUAAUAAAUAAACCAUUUUUGGUUAAUCCACACAUCUUUGUCGGUUCAAUGAGUUAAUACACAUUUUGCAAAGAUUUAUAUAUAACCUGAAGGUUCAAGGUUAGCAUUCCAGUGGGUCAUCUUAGGCUUCCAUAUAUUUGCACAUAUGUGUCAAGUUUAUUGUAACAUAAUAGUACAAUUACGGUAUUCAACAGAGUCCUUUUUAUAAUUCUUCUACAAUGUACUGUAUAAGUGUAACAUAAUAUUUUGUUGUUAUUACACAUGGUACUAUGUAUUUUAGUUUAUGUAUAGAUUACUUUUACAUUCUGAACCCAAGUUGCAAACUACUAUUACAGACUCUGUAGGUUUUAAGAUUUAGUGCAAAAUGUAUUUUAAAAUGGGCUUACAGUCUUAUUUUAAGUGGGACUCUGAAACAAAACAGUCCUGAGCCUUUUGCUAUCAAUGUGCAUGUCUGUUGCUCUGAAGAUUGGUCUAACUUUCAAAUUCUUUCUCAAGCAACAACUAAUCUGAAGCUGUCUACCCCAUUGUAAAUCCCAAAAUGCUUUUGAGUAGACACGUGUAGAUUGUAAUACUGGUAAAUAACUUGAUUCAACUCAAAUUGUAAAUUAUCAUAGCAAAGUGCAAGUCAUGCACAAGGUGAACACUCCAGUGUGAUUAUUAUAUUAAUAAAAUGCCAUUCAAAGCCAAUAAACUAUAAUAAAAUAAAGAGAACUUAUAAAGGACUAAUGGGUUAGAUCUCGUGCGAGAGGGGUUUUAAAUCAGUGAGUUGGUGAUGGGAUGGUAAACACAAGUGAGGCUGAUUUACGGGAAUGAAACCGGAUCCAUUUGAAGGUUUCCAGGCAUAAAAUGGGAGUGAAUGGAGGCUGCAAGGCCUGGAGAAUGGUUUGAGGAUGUAAAAUGUCUUCUGAAUAAAGAUGAGUGAGAAAAUAUGACUAUUUGGAGGUAAAAAUAUAUGACUUGCUUAACUACUGUUGAGGAGAGCAUUCAAAAUAGAAAGGAAAAAGAGAAUGGUGUGCAACUUGUGAACUCUGGUGAGAGUUUAGCAUUUUUUUGGUGCAGGAAUGCUUAUGUGAGACGAAACAGACGUAAGUUGUGUAAAAGUAUAGCUAGAGUAAGGUUUGGGAUAGAGACUAAGGCGUUUCAAAUAAGGCCGAGAUAGGAGUUGGAGAACCAUGAUACAUACAACGGCAGGUAGAUUUGUGUGGACGUAUGUCAUUUUCCAUGCGCCAUACCCUUUCUCUGCCAUACUAUUUAUAUUUAUUUGAAGGGGCCGUCUGCUCUAUAAUGGUACAUUACAUUGUCCCUUGGAUGUUCUUUCUUCACUGUAUUUAUUCUGAACAGUCUCUAUUACUGUUUGAUGUAAAGCAUAUGAUAACCAGUGUUUAUUUCUGUGAAACAUAAUUGAACAUGUUAGAAUGGAUUUGUCUUUUUGCACCGUGCACAAGUAAUAAUGUGGUGUAAGUAUUAAGUGUGUAAAUGGCCAAACUCUGCCGUACAGCCUGCGUCCACAGCCAUCGCAUUCCUUAAAACCUUCAAAUGGAUCCCUUCCCAAAUAUAGAUACUGUUUAAUUCCUUUCUCCAGUUUGACCAGUCUCAUUUAGCCUAGGCUGCAGGUAAACCACUCACACAGGUGCAGUCGGCAGUGAUUGCAUGCAGAGUUGUGUGAGCUUUGUUGUGGUGUUAGAAGUAUGUAAUUCUCACACAUAUGGCCCCAGUAUCCUGGCCCGGUCCUGGAUCCCACAGUCUAAAAUUUGUCCUGUUCAUGCAUUGUCAAAAUAACAAAACAAUCCAAAUAAAUUAACAUUUCCUUAAGCAUUGUGUUUUAUGUAAACCGUGAAACCUCUCUAACAUUCAUCCUCUACUGCUGCUUCUUGAGAAUCAUAUCUUUAAUUGGUCACCAUGUGCACACAUUCUUUUAAACAAAGCUGGUCUGUUUAAGCAUUGCAGAGAUUGUUUGUUUUAAUACUGAUUCCUAGCAUACUACCCUAAUGGACUGCUAUUCUUUUUAAACACACCUACUGCUCACAAACCGUUUCUCAGGAUUCAUCUAGUGAAUAUAAGCAAGAACUAGUUUAACCAGGAUUUCUAUUCGAGUUCUCUUUUUGUGAUAUUAAAGCCAGACACACAAACGUUAAUAGACAGUGGUGUAGAUACAAUAAAUCCUCUUUUAGCAGGAUUCUGUAAAAAGAAGCUUUAUGUGCAUAGUUAGUGUCCGAGUGGUAAGUAUCUGUAACUGAUAUACUUUACCUCUUUAGGUUAUUUAAGAAAUGAGUGGUAAUAGUGUGUGUGUGUGUGUGUGUGUUUUUUUUCUAUUGACCAAUCUAUCCUUCCCCGAUGCUUCCUUUGUAGGGUUCUUCAGCAGACCGUAGCCAGUGGAGAGAACCCACCAGGACAUCUGAUGGCUUGUGCUCUCUGUACGAGGCCGCUCUGUGCCUGUUUGAGGAGGUAAGACUUGUCUGUGUCUGCCAGAACACUGUUUGUAUGUUUCAAAUGUAAUCAUUGCCAGUAUGUACUCAAAGCAAGAAACAAGAAAAACGGGUGUUGUUAACAAAACAUCACGUGUAUAUACACCAAAUACUACUGGCUUCCAUCUAACACCUUCAAAUGCAUAUAAUCUGUGAGAUAUAAUAAAGAUUUUUCCGUUUAUACACACCUCUUUCUUGCUCUCAUCUUUAUCUUCCUUUGUAAUUAUUCAUUUUUUUUUCAUAAUUUUCCUUGUAUCUUAAAGUACCAUUUUAACCAAAAACGCACACAUAUAUAAUAAAAAAAAAGUGUGCUGUGUCUUCAUAUCUUUUUAAAUAAUGAAAGAUUUAGCUUGCUUCCCACUUUAAGUAUGGUAAUGAUAUUUUAAACAUGGGCAAUUUUUCACUAUGCAGCUAUUGAACUUCAGUUCCCACGAUCCUCCUUCAGCCUAUAUGCUAUUUUUGUAACUUACUUGGAUUAUAUGAGGUUUUGUUCAUCAAUAGCUGGGCUACCACAGGUUACUAGAUUAAGGCCAUCAGGUUAGUAUUUCAUAAAAUGUGACUUAACUCAUAAUGCCAAAUAUUGCAUUUCUGAUUAACAACAAAGUCGAGGUUUGUAUUUUAUUGACCUGGAACAUCACCUUGCACCAGAUAAAAAAAAUGUCUGCUGAGGUGACCUUCUAGGUUAAAGAAGCACUAUAGGGUCAGGAACACAAACAUGUAUUCCUGACCCUAUAGAGUUAAAACCAUCAUCUAGCCCCCCUGGUCCUCUCAUGCCUCCCUAAAAAUAGCAAAAUCCUACUUGUAUUUAAGUCUGGAGCUGCUAGCUCUGGCUUUGUUUCCUUUAGACUUGCCUGCUGACAUCAGCAGAAGUGGUAGCCUGAUCCAAUCACAAUGCUUCCCCAUAGGAUUGGCUGAGACUGGCAGAUUAGGGGCAGAGCCAGCACAAUUAAAACCCAGCCCUGGCCAAUCAGCAUCUCCUCGAUGAAUUGAAUGAAUGAAUCUCUAUGAGGAAAGUUCAGUGUCUGCAUGCAGAGGGAGGAGAUACUGAAUGUUUGGAUGCAUUUUUGGCAGCCAUGACCCAGGAAGGAUCUUUAACAGCCACCUAAGGAGUGGCCAUUGAAGUUAUCACUAGGCUGUAAUGUAAACACUGCAUUUUCACUGAAAAGACAGUGCUUACAGCAACAUGCCUGAAGGUAAUGAUUCUACUCACCAGAACAAAUUCAAUAAGCUGUUGUUGUUCUGUUGACUUUUUAACAGAUUCCCUAAACACUCUCUCACCGGUUGUCUUUUAAAUGCCCAGUUACUAUAUGUUUUGCUUUUCAGGUGUGCCAGAUGGCUUCAGACUAUUCCAGAACCUGUGCCAGUCCCGAUAGCAUCCAGACUGGUGAGAGUCCGGUCGUGUCCGAAACCUGCGAAGUAUAUGUUUGGGGAAGCAACAGUAGCCAUCAACUAGUGGAAGGAACCCAAGAGAAAAUCUUACAGCCCAAGGUGGCUCCCUGUUUCUCUGAUGCACAAACCGUAAGUGUCUUUCAACAUCCAAUCCACAUGUUUCACGGUCUCCUAAUAACUGGUUUUCACUUUGUCAGUAGGUCUUCUAUUCAACCAUGUUUGAACACUUUUCUGUUAGGUUUCUGUAUCUUAAAAGUUCUGAGUGUAUUUGCAUCUAAUCUUUUUGUAGAUUGAAGCUGGACAGUACUGCACUUUUGUCAUAUCCACGGAUGGCUCUGUGAGGGCCUGUGGAAAAGGCAGCUAUGGGAGGCUGGGACUAGGAGACUCCAACAAUCAGUCUACAUUGAAAAAGCUAACCUUUGAGCCACACCGCUCUAUCAAGAAAGUAUCGUCCUCCAAAGGGUCUGAUGGACACACACUAGCGUUUACCACGGAAGGAGAAGUCUUCAGCUGGGGUGAUGGUGACUAUGGAAAAUUGGGCCAUGGAAACAGCUCUACACAGAAAUAUCCAAAGCUUAUACAGGGGACACUGCAAGGAAAGGUAAGUGGCCUCUUUCUGGGCUAAUGGCAUGUUGUUGCAUUAUUUUUUUUUGUAACCUCUUUAAUUGCAUGGUAGUGUUAUAUAAAGAAGUGGGGGUUUUGUCCCUUAUAUUACCACCAUAUAUUUAGACACUGUUGGUGCUGUUUGGUCAAUUUAGACACACAGGUCAAUAGAAUGGACCUUUCUAAACACUAUUACUUAAUCAAUGAUGUAAGCACAGCCCGUGCCGGACUGCAACAAAAAUUUAGCCCGGCAAUUAAAGGCAGAGCAGCCCACUAGGAGGGGUGGGGCCUGAAAGGGGGCGUGUAAUGUCACCACCAUAAACUUGCACUCCACCAAAUGAGUGUUAAUGUGAUGCUCCUCCAGAGCAUCCAGUGCACUUGAAUGAAGUAAAUGCCAUUUUUUUUGAGGGGGUGGGAGUUGCCCGAUGGCCAAUCCGGCCCUAAGCAAAGUGAAAGAAGGGUGCUAAAAUGUGCUGGGCUUAGCAUAGAAAAAUGGCAAUCUUAGCUAAUGAAGGACACUCCAUCAACAAAAUUUAGCAUGGAUUUGAGGCCAAGACCUAUCAAAUGCACUUGUGUUUUUCUCCACCUUUAAAGUUUUUGUUUUUGUUUUGCGGCAUAACCCCACCCCUUUAGAAAUUCAUCAUGUUUCCACAAAAUGUCUUUAUGAUUGGAAGGUAUACAGUGUAGCUUAGCCAAUGAGGGACAAGUGUAAAUUGAACAGUUGAGCUGUUGACUUGACUCUGCUACACAACAAAUCACUGUCCUUUUUAUUAUCUGUUUAGCAUUUCAAAGCUGUGCUAAGGGGAAAGUGGGCAGAUAUUAAGAGAAUAAUAAUUGGCUGUGUGGUGGAGUCAAGUCAGCAGCUUCUCUCAUUGGAUCAACUACACUUUUGAUUAACAAAAGUAAAGAGAGUUUAAGGUGCAGAAAAUUACAGCAUGAAUAUGGGGCCAAACUUGCCAGCAGUGUUUCUUCAUUUCAACUGCAUGGAUUUAAUGUACAUACCAUUUUUUGAAAUCAUUGUACUGCACUGCUACUUAAUAUAAUUAAAUGUAAUUGUUUUUAAAGGCUUCUACAGUAGCCAUUUUGAAUGAUAUUUUGAGAUGGUUGGUAUUAUAGUGGCCAGCUGGUUACAGUACUAAAACUUCCAUGAUGCUUUUUUCAGCAGUUAAAGGAACAAUAUAGUGUCAGAAAUACAACUUGUAUUCCUGAUACUAUAUUGUUAAACUCCCAGUUCCUUUAAAUAGUUAAAAACCCACCCUUUUUUUUUUUUCCAGCACCGGACAGGUUUGUCAUGACAGGCCUCACUCCGCGUCCUUGGCUGAGAUCAUCAACAUUGACUAUCUCUGCAAAUCCAAUGCUUUCCCAUUGGGAGGCUAUUGCACAGAAGGGCAAAACGCCGCUCUUAGCCAAUCAGCAUCUCCUCGCAGAAAUGCAUUGAAUUAAUGCAGGACGUGGAGACUCUGAAAGCAGGUGCUGGGCACUGUGCCGCAUAUCCCAGUGGCUGUCUGCCACGAGAUCUGUUCCUAGGCAGUAAUGUAAACUCUGCCUUUUCUCUGAAAAGCCAGUAUUUACAUUAUAAUGCCUCCAGGGACAUGUUGUUAUAGGCACUAGAACAACUAUAUUAAGCUGUAGUUGUUCUGGUGACUGCAGUAUCCCUUUAAAGGAUCUGCCUUUUAGCUGCCCAUGAUCUACAGUUUAGAUGUCAUAUGUUAUGGAAUUAUGAAGUUUCUAACAUAAUAUUGAGACAGUGAGGGAAUUUUUUUUUUUUUUUUAGAAAAUGGUAUAAAUUUAAUGAAAUGAUCUGUUAAAAUAAUUCCUUCCUGAGUUUUUGUAUGUGCACCUUGUCACUGAUACGAUGUAUGCUACAACAAAAUCCUUCAAUAAAAUACACGCUGGAAAAAUAAAUAAAAAACCUUCCUGUUGUGUUUCACAUUGAUUUUCCGGUCUUCUUCUCACCCGUCAGGUUGUGGUGUGUGUGUCGGCUGGUUACAGACAUAGUGCUGCGGUAACAGAAGAUGGGGAGCUGUAUACGUGGGGAGAAGGAGACUUUGGAAGACUUGGUAAUACAGCCUGUUUCAUAUGUGCCCUACAGCAAUGUUUUAAUUACUGGUCACAGAUUUAACUUCCCUGUGAGCCGAGUAACUGAGAGCAAUGAGGUUUAGAGACAGCCAUAGCACUAGCGAUAUGUUAAUUCGUCAUGUAUGCAAGCCAGAAGGUUAUGGAAUGGCAAAGUUAUAAUUAAUUUUUUCAAAUUUGCAAUUCACUCCAUUGCCUUAACUACCAGAGUUAAAAAUCAAUCCGAUUUGGUACAUUCUCUUCCAGUAAUAGUCAUUGGAUAUCACUACCUAGAGCUUUUAUUUACUUUUUUCCCCCUUCUUUCUAAUUUAAGAAAAUAAUGUAUAUUUUAAAGAUGUAUUUACAUUUUUGCAAGGAUGUAGAAUACCGGAGGAGGAAAUAUUCCAAUAUUCAAAGGGUGAAUCAUUGAAAUGACUGAUAUUACUUGCAGAAUAUGAGUUGAUUAUUGAUGUUACAGAUCCCUAGCUUUUAUGGAAACUCCAUGUCCCGUGAUGUUUUUUCAUCUUUUGUCUGCCUUUUGGCUUUUCACAUUCUAACCUAUUCAGUGCAUAACUCUAGGUUUGAAGAAUAAAGGCUGCUUAAUUUCAUGCCUAUUUAAUCUUUAGGCCAUGGAGACAGCAAUAGUCGGAACAUCCCCACUCUGGUAAAAGAUAUCAGUAAUGUUGGGGAAGUGUCUUGUGGAAGCUCCCACACCAUAGCUUUGUCCAAAGAUGGAAGAACUGUCUGGUCCUUUGGAGGAGGGGAUAACGGUAUGUACACCAUACUCCUUUCUCUGAUGUAAAACACUAACCUGUCCAGAAUACUAGGGUGAUGCUUUAAUGACUUCUGUUCGGGUACUGACCAAGCCAAGUAUUUCUGUGCAUGCUUAUAUUUCUGGUGUAUAUUUUACAGAGCUUUAUGAAUGUACCUCCCCCUAACUAUUAAGAAAAUAUUAUGUUCUUAAAAGGAACACUCCACUGCAAAUACCACCACUUCCAUUCGCUCAGGGCAUCUAAACCUUCCUGGCUGUUUUAUAAAGUGCCUUUUAAAUUGGAUACUAAUCUACCAUAAAGAACUCCAAGAAGGAAAAGUGCUUUAUGGGUGGGAAGUAGUCCUUUAAACAUUCACAAACCCUUUUCAGUUCCUGCCUUAAAUGUUUAUCUUUGAUUAGCUCUUUUAAUGGGUGGGCAACUGUUGCUAAAUCCUGGCUUGACUAAAAUGGUCCUCUUGGUCUGGCAUGGUCUUCUGGUCUAGCUGGUCUAUUUUUUCUUAUCCGAUUAAUCUGUCUAUCAGAGGUUUAUGGGAUAAGUAGUUUAUCCCUAAAGAGUACUUCCACUCAUUUUAGAAUGUUACUAUCCGUUAAACACAGCUGGUAUAGCUAUAGGCAGAACUCCUGCUUGGGUCACUGUACAAAAUGGAGAGAACUCUCCAGGAGGACAGAAUUAACACCCUAAAGCUGUUCUGGGCUGCCUGACUGACAGCUCUGAGGUGCAAGCAUAGAGCCGAAGCAAUUUUUAACAAAAUUCUGUAGUUCUAAGUGACUCUCAGUACUAAAAGGUGGCACAGGGAGCUUUAAGCACCAUUAACUUUGCAAAACCACAAAACUGCUAUGGUACUUAGAGGUACCCUUAAGUUAUCUCCUAUAUAAAAGAUUAUCUAAUUAAAGAGACAUCCAGGCUAGUGUUGGCAUAUUUUAAUAGGCCAUGCAUAAAAAAUAUACAGAAACAGAUUAAAAGGGCACUCUUAUUCGGAUUCAUUCAAUAACAGCAAAUCACUGUUCUUUCAAAUACAUUUUCAACCAACCAGGAAUUGUCUUGGGAUGUGAGGGUUAGGAAGUGGGCUUAUAGAUCAAAACUAGUAUUUAAAGACCACGUAAAGACUAUGGGCAAGAAAAACAAAAAUUGCUUGUAGGUGAGUGCCUACACACUUUUUUUAUUUUUAUUUAUACAUAUGUCUUUUGUGUUCUCAGGAAAGUUGGGACAUGGUGACACUAACAGAGUAUACAAGCCAAAGGUGGUGGAAGCACUUCAGGGAAUGUUUACAAGGAAAGUAUGUGCGGGAAGUCAAUCAUCACUAGCCCUAACAUCGACUGGACAGGUACGUGAAAGGAGAAGUAUAUAAUUUAUAUCUUAACACCUUUUAAUUGUCUAAUUUUUUUGUUUGUUUCAUGUUCUGUCUUUUUCAUGCCUGUGUUGCUUGCACAGUGUUAAAAACCCGACUCUGAUAUCCUGACGUUCGACUCCAUAUGCAAAAUGUUUUUCUUUUUUAAUAUUUAUUUAUAUAUAUACCGCUUGUGUUUAGGUCUAUGCUUGGGGAUGCGGAGCAUGCCUGGGAUGUGGAUCUUCAGAAGCGACAGCUCUGCGACCUAAACUUAUCGAAGAACUGGCUGCCACUAGAAUAGUUGACAUUUCUAUUGGAGACAGCCACUGCCUUGCUCUAUCUCACGGUAUGCAUGUUUACUUUCAGAAUACAGUGCAAUUUCAUGUUACAAAUUUACUGUCUUUUGUUUUUUGUCUUUUUCGUCAAAUAAAAUUUAUUCAGAAAAUGGAGAUCACUUAUAUACAAGCAUUACUAACAUUAAUACUCAGGUGUAUAAUAAGAGUAUGAUAAUAUAUGUAAAAACAAAUCUUUGUUAAAUAUUAUUUCCAUACAGUUGUUUAAUAAUGGAAAAUUUCAAGCACUUACAUCUACAAAUCUCUCUCGGUUGGUCUUUCCCCCCUCCCCCCCCCCCAAAAUAUGCCGUGGGAAAAAAAUAUAAAACGUGAAAAUGAAACUCCUAACUGGCAGAGAUUUGAGCAGUGAGACUGCAGGGGCAUGAUCUAUACACCAAACUUGCUUUACGAAGAUAAAGUUGUUUUGGUGACUAUAUAGUGUCCCUUUUUAACUGUCCAACAUAAUGUGUCACAAAAAUGCAUUAAUGACUCUUACUAAAAUAAAUAUUUGAGGUUACUAUAAUUCAUAUAUUAUGGGAGCCUCACAGGGACAUUUCAAACAUCAUAAUCACUAUGGCUUACCUAAUAUUUCCCUAUUUGUGUUCAAAGAAAUCCAACUAUGGUAUUGGCAGGAUAAGGCAUGGGCUUAGGGUGCUGGGGAAUACCAUUAUUUGCACCAAACUACAUGAAAACGGACCAAGAAAGGGAAUGACAUCAUAUUCUCAGUCUACUAUAACCACUGCAAUGAGAUUAAGUGGUUAUUGUUCUUGGAGUGUCCCUUUACCAACAUGCCAGUGUAAGCUUUUUAAUACAUUCAAAUAGAAGAUAAAGCAAGCACAUAUAUCUUUUUGGGUAUAUAUGUGCUGUUAUGGCAUCUGUCGACUUUUUCCUGUGAAGAAAUAACAGGCAGACCAUUGCUCACUAUUAGUCUUUGCUCCUGCGUGCCUCGCCUCCCAAAGGCUUGAUUGCAAGUUUUAAUCGUGUGCACUUUUAAUCUUGUGUACCUGCCACUGUAAAAGUGAAUCAAUAUAAUGAACUACGUACAGGCAAGUGCAAACCUCUUAUCUAUGACCAUAAGCUGAGCUUUGACAUUCAAAGUUAGUACACGCAUAUAGGCUCCUGCUGCUGCUGCAAAUAUGCUGACCAAGGCGCAGAUGGUGAUUUUCCGUGCAAUAUUUCCUAACUAAAGUAGAAGAGCCCUUAAAGGUAUAACCGGUGAUUUAAAAAAAAACGCACACGUUGCACGGAUGCCAAGUGGACACAUGCUGACUUUUCACAUCAUUGCUGUUUUUUUGAAAUCACUGUAUUUUUAUUUCAUUAUUUUAAUCAUCAAAGGGUAUUCUUUUGCUUUUGCAAGUGUUCACCAUUAAGAAACUGAUCGUUAAAAUGUACAGAAAUAUACUGCUUCCAGACUCUGUAGCACAGAGCGCCUGCUGCUUCCAGACUCUAUAGCACGGGGCGCCUGCUUCUUCCAGACUCUAUAGCACGGGGCGCCUGCUGCUUCCAGACUUUAUAGCACGGGGCGCCUGCUGCUUCCAGACUUUAUAGCACGGGGCGCCUGCUGCUUCCAGACUUUAUAGCACGGGGCGCCUGCUGCUUCCAGACUUUAUAGCACGGAGCGCCUGCUGCUUCCAGACUUUAUAGCACGGGGCGCCUGCUGCUUCCAGACUUUAUAGCACGGGGCGCCUGCUGCUUCCAGACUUUAUAGCACGGGGCGCCUGCUGCUUCCAGACUUUAUAGCACGGGGCGCCUGCUGCUUCCAGACUUUAUAGCACGGGGCGCCUGCUGCUUCCAGACUUUAUAGCAGGGGGCGCCUGCUGCUUCCAGACUUUAUAGCAGGGGGCGCCUGCUGCUUCCAGACUUUAUAGCAGGGGGCGCCUGCUGCUUCCAGACUUUAUAGCACGGGGCGCCUGCUGCUUCCAGACUUUAUAGCACGGGGCGCCUGCUGCUUCCAGACUUUAUAGCACGGGGCGCCUGCUGCUUCCAGACUUUAUAGCACGGGGCCUGCUGCUUCCAGACUGCUAGACUUUAGCACGGGGCGCCUGCUGCUUCCGCCUGCUGCUUCCAGACUUUAUAGCACGGGGCGCCUGCUGCUUCCAGACUUUAUAGCACGGGGCGCCUGCUGCUUCCAGACUUUAUAGCACGGGGCGCCUGCUGCUUCCAGACUUUAUAGCACGGGGCGCCUGCUGCUGACUGCACGGAGCGCCUGCUGCUUCCAGACUUUAUAGCACGGGGCGCCUGCUGCUUCCAGACUUUAUAGCACGGGGCGCCUGCUGCUUCCAGACUUUAUAGCACGGGGCGCCUGCUGCUUCCAGACUUUAUAGCACGGAGCGCCUGCUGCUUCCAGACUUUAUAGCACGGGGCGCCUGCUGCUUCCAGACUUUAUAGCACGGGGCGCCUGCUGCUUCCAGACUUUAUAGCACGGGGCGCCUGCUGCUUCCAGACUUUAUAGCAGGGGGCGCCUGCUGCUUCCAGACUUUAUAGCAGGGGGCGCCUGCUGCUUCCAGACUUUAUAGCACAGGGGCGCCUGCUGCUUCCAGACUUUAUAGCAGGGGACGCCUGCUGCUUCCAGACUUUAUAGCACGGGGCGCCUGCUGCUUCCAGACUUUAUAGCACGGGGCGCCUGCUGCUUCCAGACUUUAUAGCACGGGGCGCCUGCUGCUUCCCGACUCUAUAGCACGGGGCGCCUGCUGCUUCCAGACUUUAUAGCACGGGGCGCCUGCUGCUUCCCGACUCUAUAGCACGGGGCGCCUGCUGCUUCCCGACUCUAUAGCACGGGGCGCCUGCUGCUUCCUGACUCCUAACUGACUAAGUCUGUCUGCUUUGCAUACGGAAAUUAAUGAAGACACCCACUUCAAGCUAUUUAUAGGGAUAAUUUUGAUAGGACUGUCCAAUUAUCUCAAGAGUUCCUGCCGUCAGAAACUGAUGUUUUUUUCUUUUGCAGUUACUUCCCCCACUCUCAUUUGAAGACCAUAAAUUGUAAUCGUACGUUUAACAGAAUGUAUUGCAUCAGCCAGACAUGAAGUCUAAAAUUAGCUAGAACGUGUGUAAUGCUGCAGAUAAUGAUAUCUGUGGCUUUGCCCUUGGUAUUGUGUUUAUUGUAAAGAGCAGAAGCUAUUGCUAGAAACUAUAUUUUAUUUUUAAAAUAAAGUAAUUUUUUAUUACAUUGUUUGGAUUUUAGAAUUGUUUUGCUGCUUAAACUAUCCUAGUGUAUUGUUAUUUUUGUCUCCUUUAGAUAAUGAAGUUUAUGCGUGGGGGAACAACUCAAUGGGCCAGUGUGGGCAAGGCAAUUCAACUGGCCCCAUCACCAAGCCAAAGAAAGUGAGUGGGCUAGACGGAGUAGCUAUUCAGCAGAUCUCGGCAGGAACCUCGCACAGCCUGGCAUGGACAGCCCUUCCCAGGGACAGGUAAAGGGUAACAUUAUCUACCUGAAAAAGGUGAAAAUUUGGAAUUGGUUUGGUAAAGUGACAGCAGUACGACUGUUUCCUAAGAGUGCACCAGAAUAACUCGCAAAUAGAAUCCUUUGUAUAAACGCAAUUAAACAUAUAAUUAACACAAAUAGAUAGGUAAUCUUCUGGUGAAUUGAGAACUUCAUGGCAACCUUUAGGCAAAAGUACUGAUUUAGAAAGAUUCUCUAACUCCGCUGUAGUUCUAGCUUGGCUUUUUUGACCUGAAUUUUAUGGUUUCCGUUCAUUAAAAUCUGAUGUUUAGUGCAUACACCUUAAAGGACCACUAUAUGCACCCAGACCACUUCAGCUCAAUAAAGUGAUCUGGGUGCCAGGUCCCCUUAGUUUUAACCCUGCAGCUGAAAACAUAGCAGUGUCAGAGAAACUGCUAUGUUUACAUUGCAGGGUUAAUCCAGCCUCUAGUGGCUGUCUCCUUGACAGCCACUAGAGGCGCUUCCGCGAUUUACACUGAGUAAAUUGCACUUAUUUGAUGCUGGAUGUCCUCACAGAUCUCCAACGUCGAAAAAAGAUCCCCAUGGGAAAGCAUUGAGUAAUGCUUUCCUAUGGGUAGGUUUGAAUGCGCCUGCACGCCUCUCUCCGCACAUUUGCUUUCAGCUCCACACGGGAGCUAGCGCUAAAUUAAGGCAAGCAAAUAAAUGAUUAACCAUUUAUUCACCGCGGAACAGGGCACUAGUCACCGUUUUAGGUGACUAGGGCUCUAUAGCGUUAGGAAUACAUAAUUGUAUUCAAAUGCUAUAGUGUUCAUUUAAUAUAUUUUAUUUCGUACAUGAUGAAUCGCAGAAACUUUUGUAAUACUAUUCUUCGGCGUAAAUCCAUCAAUCGUGAAUGGCAUUAUUACUUCCCAUCAUGAUAACUAGGGCAUGGCACUCUAAGGCAUCAAAUGGUUUCACGACCAUCGUCAAUAUAAUGUGUGUUUAUUGUAAGCAAAACUUACUCAGUUGUUAACACUUUCUUCUUCUAGACAAGUUGUUGCGUGGCACCGGCCUUACUGCGUUGAUUUAGAAGAGAGUACCUUCUUCCACCUGCGCUCUUUUCUUGAGAGAUACUGCGAGAAAAUAAACAGUGAUGUCCCACCCUUACCCUUUCCAUCCUCCAGGUAUAUCUAGAGUGACUGUAUUUUUAUAUAUAUAUAGCAGUUUGUACUGCAAAUUUCUUUGUACGUAGUCAUUUAUCUUUGGGUACAGUAAAUGUGUGGUUUCAUAUGUUAAGUGGCUUAAGGUCUGUGUCUUGUUUAAAAGGGGCACUUCAGAAAACAUAUUUUAACCUUUUGUAUCUGAGCCAUUUCACAUUCAAGUAUUAAAGCCAUUUUGGCUUUUGCACUAAUUCCAUUUAAAUAAUAGUAUAAUUUUUUGUUUUUUGUAUGAGUCGCGCAAGCAAUGAUAUAUGGUUUAUUUAACAAAUUAGUUUCUUACAGUUUGCCUUUAUUGAGGUUCGAAAAUAAGUGUUCCACAGGUAGAGGACCUAAUAGAAGAUAAAAUUAACUCAAAUGUCACCUAUUUUAAACUCCAGAGAUCGCAUUAAUUUGGAAACCUGCAAUUCUUUGUAUUAGCUAGGUGGAACAAUGUUUUAUAAGCCUGAAUACUUACCCAAUGAGAUGAAUUCUGUCUUUACAACUCAAGUGAUUUGUUAAAGUGGUAACAAUUAACUGACAGCAACUGCUAUUAUUGCUUUUUAUUUGGCUUGUAGUACCUCCGUUCUCACCCACCCAAAAUAUAUAUAUAUUUUGGUGAGGGGAUCAUUUGGACUUUUUUUUUUUUUUUUAAGGUUGCCAGACAACCUACUGUAGGAUAUAUGCUGUAGUGAAUGGAUAUAAUCGGGCAUAAGGGCCAGGCUUAUUCUCCUCAGUUUUUGUUACUAUGUGCACUGUGUUACCAGAUGGUACCACCGUAAGUGUGAUUAUCUAAUGUCUACCUUUGCUUCUGGCUUCUUAUUUGAACGAAAGGGGUUAAACAAGGCUUCUAGAGCCACUUUUCCAGCAACAAGCACCCUAAAAAUCACUUAGUGACAGGUGUCAUUCUAAAUCUCAUGGUCUCUCAUAGAUAAAAAGAAGCAAAUGGGGAUCUCUCAGUUCGUGCCAUAAAAUACUGUCCUAAUGAACAUUGAGCUAGUUGAUCACCUUUAUAUUGGUGAUCACCUGAAUCCUAGCAGGCAGAUUUUCCACCCUUUCAAAUAAAGCGUAACAUGUCUCCAGAGCGUAAAACAGGGUCAUUUUUCCUGGCAUUCCAUUAUUAGCCCUUGGAGUCAAUCUAAGGUGUGCAGAAUUCUACAAGGUAAUAUGUAAUCUCUUCUGCAUUACACUGAUUGGACCUUUUUAGUUCACUGAGAUUUAAACCUUGGACUGGAUAAAGGAGUGCUUAUGGUCAUGAAUAUUUAAGGCCUUUGUGUUAGCAUCAAUAUAACAAGAUUACAUUACUUAAUUAGUUUAUAUAUGAUAAGAAUAAUGCUCCCAUGGUAGUAAAAGGCUUUUAAAAAUUAUUAUUAUUGAUUAUGCAACUUAGUCCCUUAUUUCGAAGCAGCGACUACACUUCCGGUUGAGAUAACCCACCGCAGAACAUUUUGCUUGCUUUGUUUAAGAUAACUUUGCCCAUGUUUUGUUUAUUACGGUCACCAUGAUAUUAACUCUGUGACCAGUCAGCGUAAAUCUGAGCAGCACGUGCUAUCUGAUGAGCACAUGUCUAGUUCAAUGAGUUGGACAGUGAUCUUGCAGUCAUUGACCUGCAUAUAUUCCCCUACAGGUGUAAUUCUGUGUCAUUUGUUUUGAAAGGAGUGAACAUAGGGGACAAAGUAAUAUUCAAUGGACAUAUCAGAUUAAUGAUUCCAGAAGUGUAAUCUGUAAAGGGGCCCUCUGCAUAGAUAGUAUAGCUCAUUGUAGUGGCUAUUGUGCUAUUUCUUCAGUUUUAAAGAGGCCACUUUAUUCCACCUUCCUAAGUGGAAUUAGCAACAUUUUGACUUCUUUAGGCGUAACAAACACAUUUUCAGCUUGAAGAAUUGGCAAGGUUGAUGGAACUUAAAUGUCACUUGUAAACUGAGGGUCUUGUAGCUCCCAUUUUUGUUCCUGAUUAUGGAGGACCGAGAGCAGGGUCUUGUUUUUUGAAUCAGAUUUUUAAUCCAUGGUGAGGUGCUGUGUUUUUUGUUUCCUUUAUUGAAUUUUUAUGGUGUAUAGAUCUAUGGAUACCACCUUCCAGAUUAGUCAAAUUACUUUAGAAGGGUUUGUCAAACACACAAGACUCUCCAUUGCACACAUAGCUUGCCCUGUCUUUGGCAGCACUGAUAAUGCAGAAACUAAGCUUUCACUUAAUCAAGUGUGAAUCUGCCCGUCCUAAACAGCAAUCAUAGGCUGAGAGCACAGAGCUACCCCAUAGAUUUAUAGCACCAAUUUAUAAUGGUACUUAGAGGCAACUAACAGAAGCACUAUGUCAUAAUCCAUUGAUUAUUUAAUAAGCCCCCUUUUUAUAAUUUUUUGUUACAAAUUACUAUUUAACUUGCCUUUUUUCUAGUGCAGAGAUUGACUUCUCACUGCAGCUUGAUCCUCCCUCAGUGGUUCUCACUGACAAAUUUUGUCCUGUAAAAUGCUUCUUAUAGUGGAGCUUUGUUGAAAUAUGGGACAUGUUUGGCAAUCACUGCCAUCUGCUAAUCUAUUACUUCUCUAUGAGUACACCCAGCUUCUGGCGCAAGCAUACUUUGCAUGCUGUCACCAGAUUUGGAAUAGAUUCAGUUAUUAAAUCUAUUUUAGUUCCAAAGACCUAGUGGCUGUCUGACCACUACUAGAGAUGUAAGAAUUGCAAAACUGUGCCAUUUCUCAGAAAGUGACCUGUUUUUACUUGCAAGCCUGAAGGGAGGCAUCGUAUUUUGUACUAACGUUUGAGGCCGUCCAGACAAUCCCAGUCAUACACUGCACAUGUUCAUUGUUUCAGAGAGCACCACAGUUUCCUAAAACUCUGCUUGAAGAUGCUGUCCAACCAUUUGGCAUUGGCUUUGGCUGGUGGAGUUGCCACAAGCAUUCUGGGCCGUCAAGCAGGACCACUCCGCAAUCUGCUCUUCCGGCUCAUGGAUGCCAGUGUGCCAGAUGAAAUUCAAGAGGUGAGGCCUCCGUAGUAUUACUGUAUCAUUGAACUUACAAAUUACAUAUCUGAAUUUUCUUCUUCACAGUCUUUAUUCUGUAACAUUCUAAAGGUUUGAACCAGGUCAGCCGAUCUCCAGGCUUGGGCAAUCUGAGACCCUGUAGCAUCAUACUGGUGUCCCAUCCCAACUUCUCCCUUUGGCCAGUCUGGUCUACACCUUGGAAGCCCCUAAGCUGAAUUAAGCUUUUUAGUAUAAUUUAAAAAGAUAAAUGUGAAUAAGAAAAACAUAUUCAGAGUGAAAUACAGUAUAAAAAUCAAGAUGACUUUCAUAAUCAGAAAUUACUCGGAGUUUAACAAACAAACAAAAAAGUUUCCUGCACACUAUCCUAAAUCCCUAUGAACAUUUAAAUAACAGGAGGUUAUUGGCCAAUGGCCCAUAAGGUGUAAGCUGACCUGUACUGGUUCUGAUGUGUACUAUAGCUAUUGUUGCUGCCCAGAAGUAGUGGGAGUUUGAGCGCCAUUGUCCUACUCUUUCCUGCAAUCCUGGAGGUCUACUUACAAUCGUUAUAUUCACAGGUUGUCAUUGAGACUCUCUCAGUUGGAGCCACGAUGCUGCUACCACCUCUCCGGGAGAGAAUGGAAUUGUUACACUCUCUCCUACCACAAGGACCCGACAGAUGGGAAAGUCUUUCCAAAGGCCAGGUAGGGAUGCAAUGAAUGUCCAUGUUCACAAGUUAUUCUAGUCCAGCAAUCUUGAACUCCAACCUCAAUACCUGUGACACUAGAUCUUUUGGUUGAUUUGUCAGAUUGCACUGUUAAUUGUUACAUUACAUACUCCUAGAACACUAUUUUGACCUUCAAGGAAAACAUUAAAAAAAUAGUAAUAUUUUAAAGUGUGUGAAUUCAAAUCACUGAAGUGGUCAUGGUGGUUGGAGUAAUCCUUUAAAUAUUAAGCAAGUGAAGUAUUAAACAACCCUGCAUAACCACCGCUGGAUAGGUUGCGGUGUGUGUGUAUGUGGCUUUGAUUUGUAUGUAAUUAUUGCAUAAUUAAUCCAUUGGUUCCUAACCUAACCCUAACGUCACAGCAGCGGUUCAGGUAUUUUCUGUAUCCUCUUUGGAAUAGAGUUAGUAAAUACCUAAAUCCUGUCUGUUUAUGUGCCUUUAAGGGUGGAAAAGGGAACCACUGAAUUUACCUACCCAUUGCACCUAAUGUAAAAGUGGAAAGUGUAUCUUUUAUUUCUUGCCCUUUGUCAUGUACAGAGAAUGCAGCUAGACAUCAUACUGACCAGCUUGCAGGACCACACACACGUGGCUUCAUUGCUGGGGUACAGCUCUCCUUCUGACACCUCUGAUGUCUCCUCUCUACCACUUUCAUACGGUGCAACAUCUGACCCGAACUACAUUUCACAGGGAAGCCACCCAGAUACCCACUUGGCGGAAAUCCUGAUGAAAACACUCUUGCGAAACUUGGGCUUCUAUACAGUAAGUUAAUUUCUAUAUGGGACCUUAACUCUAACGUGGAACUGCAGAAUUAAAAAGAUUGUAUCAUUAUUGAUUGAUUGCAGUACACACAUCUAACUUGAAAAUAAUUUCUAAACCAAGUGCAACCACUUGCAUGUGUAAACAAUCUUUAGAAUUAAGUGCUUAAAAUGUUCAAACUCACUCCACAAUAAAAUGAAUCAAAAGCAAAUAGUAGUGCAUAAAAGUACACCACUCUGUGAGGAAAAAAAAUAUAAACCAAUACUUAAAAAAGGUAGGUUCAGACCGGAUUUAUCCCAUUCAUUGAAUGCUUCUCGCUCUGUUUUAUUAUAGCACAAAGACAUUUUAAAGUUCAUAUGUACCAGAAGGAGAUUCUCAAUAAUCUGAAUUUAAGGCACUAUUUAAUAUUUCUAACAUUAAAAUAAUACAGCUUUAGUGAAAAAAGUUCUUCAGUGAUUUCAUCUAUUUUUGCUUAUUGAAGGGUUGGGGCAGAGAAAAUCCUAUAUUUUUUCAUUGGAGCGUAUUUACCAGCUUCAGCGGGAGGAUACGUAGAUAUUUUCAGUCCUCAUCCUCUUCAGUCUACUGCUUUCAGCAACAAACGAGUUUCCACUCCAUCCCGUUCACUUCGGUCAGCCAGAAAAUCUCUCCUGUCAGUGUCAAGAAUAAAGACAGACUCUGGUUCCAGGGCAUUCAGCCACGCUGCCCCUACUUUCUGGAACGCUUUACCGUGUGCAAUCAGAGAGGCAUUGUCCUUACAGACCCACCACUUCCAUCAGGCAUUCAAUCCGCUCCUCUGACCUUCAGAAACUCCUAACUUUUAUGUCUUUAUGUUUGUAUAUUUGUAAAGUGCUUUGAGUCUCACAGGGAGAAAAACGCUACAAAAAUCGCAAAUUAUUAUCAUAUGCAAUAUUUCUCCCCUAUUGUCAUGAAGCAAGCAAUUUGGGCACCGUUUUGCUCUGUUUUUUGUGUUUUUAUUCACCUACUUAUAGUGAUUUCUACCAGUGAUGAACCUUGUACAAAGUACUUUAUUUACAUACACAACAAAAAUAGUUUUAAUGUAUGUAAUUCUUAGUUGAAUGUGUCUAACAGUUUGUUUUUUAUUUUACCAAUUUAUGGAUGUUGUUAAUUAGGAAUGCUAUCAAAUCAGAAGGCAGUUUUUAAUGUAUGGGGUGGUCUUCUCACAGUACCUAUGGACAAGGGAAAUCCUUACCGUCAUUCAUCAUUCAUUCUAUCAAAAAUAAUCACUGACUCCUGUCGCACAUGUUUGCUCUUUAUUGUUCUUUAUAAAUUGUAAAACUUAAAAAACAAAAAACAAAAAAAAAAAAAGUCAAACCAAAGCCUAUGAUAAAGUAGGAUAUUCGGAAUGGUUUAAAAGUUGCAGCUGAGACGAGCUAGGCAGCCCUGCGUGUUUUCACAUUCUGUGUCACUGAAAAUAUUUCUUACUGUUCUUUCCAGGAUCAAGCGUUCGGAGAACUAGAGAAAAACAGCGACAAGUUAAUUAUGGGCGCUUCAUCGUCUGAAAACACCCAGCCAGCCCAUCUCCAUGAACUGCUGUGCUCUCUGCAGAAGCAACUGCUGGCAUAUUGCCACACAAACAAUAUCAGUGAGGUAUGUAGUCAUUAGGAGUGAUCACAAGUUACUAUAAGGAGGAACAUACUCCUCUAUAAGUAUUGUGAGCAGUAAUAGCACAAUUAGAUAUAGAAUUUGUAGGCGAAAGCUAAAUCAUGACAAACUAGCAUUCGACUUCUUUUCAACAUUUAGUAAAUAAGUAUCUUUUCUUUUUUUUCUUUUUCUUACCAUUUCUUGACCUGCUGCAAAUCACUAGGCAAACGUCAACAGCAUGAUUCCUGCCCAAACCAGGAAGUGGUAUUUCCUAUCAGGAAUCACUCAUUCUGGUGUACGUGUCUGAGUGUAUCUAAUUAUAUGACCUGACUUGUGCAAUUCUCUGUUUUAAUCAAUUGUGGGCAAUGUGACCGGGACAGGUGCCUCCUUACUGUUAUGAGGACUCCGCUAACCUGUGAGCAUGCAGAAGUCAAUGUGUUCAAGGCUGAUCAAUGUGACAUGCUUCCUUUUAUUAUUGAAUCCAGAAAAAAAAGAGAGGUCCAGGCACUGCAAAGCUCAGCAAGGCAGGCACAUCAGUUGGAACCAAGUAAUGUUCUGACCCGACAAUGGAUCUUUGACAAAGACCCGUUGUAGGAUUGAAACGUUGCUGUGUACUUGAUUCCUAUAAAUGUGCCUUGCUGAGCUUUGCGGUGCCUGGAAAUGUCUUUUUCCUGGAUUCAAUACAAUGUGAGGAUUGUGAGAGCCCCUGGUUUGGUUGCACCCAAUUAUUUUUGCUCUAAAUAUUGUUGGUAUGUAUGUUUCCUAUAAGGGGCUGGAUUUGACUUAAUUUGGCCAUGAUGAGUCUUGAUUCAUGCUCCUAAGUGCAUUCUGGCAGCCGAGUUGGUGUUCACUCUGGCUACUUUUUAAACCCAAGAGAAAUUUGCAAUUUCAUGAUCCGAUAACUUUGACCUGACUAGUCAUUAACUUUCCUGAUCUCUAUUAUCCUUUUGGCCUCUGCUUGUUUCUGUAUAGUAUGACCUAUAUUUGAGAGGUGACUUCCUUUCUAGCCUGACCCUUGCUCCUCAACCCUUAAAGUGAGUAUAAGUAGAUAUAUAGUAGCACUUCUGGGCAAAAUGCACCCAAACACCAGAAACCAAAACUUGAGUAUUUAGAAGCACAAAGGAAGGGAAUAAAGUUUUCUUUUACAUUUUUUUGAUUACCAUAUUGCCUUCACAUAAUUAUUGGCCAUAUUGCAGGAAUUUCGUGACCGUGAUUGCUCUCUUCUAUUUCAGAACUCUAGCAGUGUCGCUCUGCUCCACAAACACCUUCAGCUUCUUCUGCCCCAUGCCACAGACAUCUAUUCCCGAUCUGCCACAUUGCUAAAGGAAAGCCCGUGGAAUGGGAGCGUUGGAGAGAAACUCCGUGGUAUGUUACACUCUGAACAUUCUUCUAUAAUAUCUUCUGCAGACCUCUACCAAGAUUAUAAUGUCAAUCUGCUCCUUAAUUGCUCUCUGCACAUCUUCGCAAAAACUUUAAUUUCCUAUUGGCUGAGCACUGAUGAUCAAGUAGUUCGAACCGCAAGAUACUACCUGCACAUCCACAAGUACACGAUAAAUGUUUUACUUUUUAUUAAGCAUGUUUAUUUACCAAACUGGGGAUUGCAAAUGUCAGCCAAGCAGGAGUAUUUUUCUUUUUUUCGUCUAUUUUGGCUUAAAAGUUUUGAUUUGUUAGUAAAUGUCUAGUUGAACUAUUACCCCUGUGCAGGUGUACUUACCGUGCCCUCGUUACUUUCCCUAUUAAUAAGCUUGCUAACAAUGCGCACACAGAAUGUAAAGUAAGAUUUAAAAUGAGUUCCCUUUCUGUAUCCGUAAAUAAGUAACUAUUGAUUCUACAGGCCUGAAAAGCAGAUGUGUAUCUAUCUACUACAAAGGAAUGAAUUCAGUAUAAAUAGCUAAGGCAGUGACGGUGUUGGCAUCUCUAUUCUAAUGACAGCCAUGUUUUCUCUUUGCAGAUGUCAUCUAUGUUUCUGCAGCUGGUAGUAUGCUGUGCCAGCUUAUUAAUGCUCUACUGUUGCUACCCGUCUCGAUAGCCAGGCCUCUUCUCAGUUACCUGUUAGACCUGCUCCCACCCCUGGAUCGCCUCAACAGACUCCUACCUGCAGCUGCUCUGUUAGAAGAUCAGGAGUUGCAGUGGCCCCUACACGGUGAGGACUCUUCUCUGCAGUGUGUACUGUAUCUGAGAAUAAUGUGUUGUUAGUUUUUUUUUUUUCCAUAGGUUUUUUUGUUUGUUUUCUUUCUUAUUUACAAUCUAGAAAGUGUCACACAUUUUUGACACUUAUUAGUAUGUCUUGAUGCAGAGGUGGUCAAUUGAUUACUCACCACAUGCUGUAGAGCCAUGCAAUAUUUAGGACCACCAGAAAGGGGAGGUGCAGGCAUUACACCCACUCAUGCUGUGGAACCAGCUGGGUAAAUGGAACAUAACUGAGCACUCUGUCCAGCAGUACUGGGAGGAUGUAAUGUUAGGUCACUUCCUCCCAGCUCACAUGCUGUGGGUGAAGAGAAGCUGACAGCCUCUACUAUUAACAUGGAACCUUCCCUCCAGGACUGAUGUAUGUAUUUCAAAGUGUAUGGGUGUGCUUGGUAUUGAGGGUAUAGUGAAUCUGGGGUAAUCUGUAUCUGUGCUUUCUUUUUUUUUUAUUUGGAGUAUAUAUUAGUGAAUGUAUAUAUUUUUUUCAAUGUAUGUUUCUGGUAAUGUUUGUGUGUACCCUUAUUUGGGAAAGAAUGACAAGGAGGCUGCCAGUGCUUUUGUAAUGGGCCUCAAUAUGCCAUGAUGUUUUUGCCUUAUGUAUUUUGUAUUUUUGCAUCGCUUGAUAAACCCUGACAAUAAGGCAGAGUGCUGCUGUCAAGCUUUGUCAAUCCCCAGCCGUCUAAGGGGAAAAAGGUAAAAAUACGAGACACCCCCUCCCCCGACGUUUCGGCUGAAAGUCUUUGACAAAAGCUUUCAGCUGAAACGCUGGGGGUCUCUUAUUUUGGUUUCCUCUCACUCAUACUUUUAUUUUAUUUUUUGUUAAUUAAUUCCUGGAUUGGACUGUUUUUUACCCCCCUUUUUUCAUUUAAGUGAUAUGUGUAUUUAUAAAAUAUUUUACCAGAAAGAAUACAUUGAGAUUUCUCUCCUUUUCAAGUAUGUCCUGGGUGCACUUUUGAUGAUUGCAUAUUUUGCUGCAGGUUUUUAUUUUAUUGUUAUUUUCCCUUUGUUUAUGUGACCCUUGUAUACAUUGUUAAUGUUAAGGAUAUCCAGUAAGAGAUUAUGCUCUCCUUUCUCUAUAGGUAUUGUCUUUGUAUUCAUUCAGUAAAUAUUAUAUAGUUUUUAUUGGUUGUGCUCCUCAUUAGUUUGUUAUUGGGUAAAGUUUCAGACUCUCUGUAGGGAGUGGAUUUGUUGAGUGAGCACCCUGCUUCUUAUUUACUUUUCUGGUCCAAUUCAAGCUUGUUCAAGUUGUUGGUUUUGCACUGUGCAUUAGGUGCAGGAGAGCCCUGAUUUUUGUUGUGUUGCUCAAAUACAGUUUGACAUUAAUCCGAGCAAUUGCAUGGAGUUACCAUAACCAUUACAAAAUGCUGUAGUACUUAUAGUGCUGUCCCUUUAAGAUUGAUUUGGCUAAUGUGCAGCAUAACACGCAGAUGAGUAUAGACUGUAUUGAAAAGUUAUAGGAAGUCUUUGAUAGUUGCAUAAUAGCUCCUUCUACUAUGCAAAACAACCUGCUGAUUUUAGUUCGCUUUUUAUUUUUUUUAUUUUUGUAUCUAUGACAACUCACAUUGAUCUUUAGGGCUCCUGCAUAUAAAGAUAAUGCAAUGAGGGGUGGGGGGGAUUCAUUAACAAAGUUUACAUAUUGUGCUAUUACAUGGAUGAAAGCUUUUCGAUGUGAACCGUAGAUCCUCUCAAUGAUGAAUGAGAAAUGUAAUCCUAUCAAUCAUUUUGAACUAUUUCAUGAUCUCUAGCACUUCUAAAUAAUCCAACAGGCAUGUAAAAUGGCAGUAAAUGGAAAUACGGGAAUGGCAGUUUACAAACAAUAACAUGAAGUCGGCUGAAAAUCUUGCAUUGCUCGGUGUUCCUGUUUAUUUUGAGUUUUAAAUUCAUUCCCCUAAUGUCAGCAUAAAUGGUGGCAUGAAGUCAUCUGUGAUGGUUGAAUGUGCACUUUAAUUUGAUAUUUUUCUUGAGCCAGUUCAGAAUGGGCCAUCAUGGAUCCCUGGGAAAAAGUACAAUUCAGCUCCCCAGCAAUAAGACUUUGGAAUUUAAAUUUGUCAUUGACCAUCAAUGAUAACCGAGCUUUGGCAGCAUGCCUACUUCCAAAUAUGCUCAUUCAAUGUCAUACCUAAUUAACCUGGCUAUGUACCCAAACUUUGUUUUUGGACUCUAUAUUUUCUUUCCAUCCACUAUGGAUUGGAAUUACUCUUGCCAUCUUCAUGGUAUUGUAAAAUGUCCAUAGGCAGUUAUGACCUGGUGGUGCUCAACUGUUUCAGCUCUCUUAAAAGUGUAGAAUUAAAUCCCGAGUGGCAUGGAGCCGGGUGAACUUACUGCAUCCAUUCCCCUGAAUUUGCCAUGGUAUUUGAUAGUAUUGAUUUUGUGAACUUCAGAUCAGAUAUAGGUGAUCAGCUAUUAGAUCAGUUUCAGACAUCAAUCUGACAGGGUAUAAUUUGUGUCCAUUGCCAUAGUGUCUCCAGCGCAUUCAAAGUUGUGGAGGUUCAAAUGGAUCAAUAGUGUUCCUUCUGUUCUUCAUUUUUAUGAGUGACCUUUUCUAGUUUGUGCGAAACAUGACAUUUAGAAAAAAAAAAAAAAAAAGCUCGAAAAGCUUUCAAACCAGAGGGACCUGCUACCCAGACCACUUCAUUGAGCUGAAGUGGUCUGGGUGCCUAUAGUGGUCCUUGAAUCCCAAACCAUGCUGUGUACAGUAUUAAAACCAGCCUAGAACUUCCCAUAAGAAAGCAGAUUGUGCAGCAAAUGUCAAGCUUUGCCAUAGAUUAUAGAGAUGUAAUAUAUUCAUCUGCACUCGUUGUCUCAUGUUACUACAGUACUCAUCAUCAUGAUGAGAGAGAAUGAAAACCUAUUAAUGAGAUAAUAAGUUACAGGAAAACAAAUAACUAAACAGAACUAGACAGAAAUAUAAAGAUUACGUUAUUUAGAUUUUUAGUUGUCCAGUCUCUUUGGAUUAGAGGUUGUACUGCAGUAACAGGUCUUUUAUGAUAGAUGGCAAUAUUAUCUGGAAUGUUUGUAAAUCCACCGUAGGAGUAACGUAGGUAGCCACAAAGUAAUAAUAACUUAAAGUCCAGUGUAGAAUUAAGCAGGUUGGAAGUCAAUCAGGAAUGUAGAGUUGUUAAGGCUGGUAUGGAGCAGGUUGGUGAGUAAAGCAGGUUAUGGAGCCAGUAAGGUAAGUCCACAGGUUAUAACACAGGAGCCAGGAUAUGAAGUCUUUCAGGCAAUCAUCAACUUUAAUGUCAAAGCCAUAAGUUGAGGUUGUAACCUUUUAUAGGAUCUGAAUUAGUCCAGGUAGGUCUGGAUGAGAUGAAAAUCUCUGUGCUAGUGGUUAGGGAGGCCACUAGUGGCAAAUAAAAUCAGUGUAGGAACUUGAUUUUUAAAGGAAUAAACAGAACAAAAAGUCUUGUUUGUCAGGAUAGGAUCCUGACAAUUCCUGACCUCAGAAAUUAGGUUUAAUGACCAGCUUUAGUCUACAGAGCUCCGCUACACAGAAUAACUCAUUGUUAAUUUAGAAUUUUAUUGUAUAUGUGUUGUAUGAGUAAUAAUCUACAAUUGUAUUUUGUCUCUUAUUGUAUGUGUAACCAUGUAUUUUUACCGUAUCAAUAAAUAUUUUUAUGUAAAUCUUUAUUUUAGGAAUUGUGGUUUUUUUGCAGCCCCGUGGAGGUGCUAGUAAAAUCUGGCAAUAGCCAUCCGCUAACCUGACCCAUUGACCAAGUCUAUAUAAUUAUUUAGUAUGUCACUGACCUCGUAAAAACUUUUAUUUUUUUUGUCUUCAGGUGCAUCAUUACAAUUUCCUUAAUUGUUUGAACUUGAGUAAGUGUCAUACUGUGCUGUAAAAUGUUGUAGAAUACUUUGUCGUCCUUAAAAAGUGGGGUUUUUUUUUGUUUUACUAGGAGGACCAGACCACGUUGACCCUUCAGGAGUUCUUCUGCCUGCACCAGCGCAGUCAUGGGUUUGGCUUGUAGAUUUGGAGAGGACGGUUACCCUGUUGAUUGGUUGCUGCUUAGGGGGCAUGCUGCAGGGAUCCCCCAUAUCUCCAGAAGAACAGGACACAAACUAUUGGUUAAAAACACCUCUGUUUGGAAAUGGUAUUGAAAUGGAUGUUCCUCAACUGGGUGAGUUGAAUUGAGCAGAGCAUAUUGAUUAGAUGCAGUGAUUCCUAAAUCACACAUAAUUAUUUACAUGAUACAAAUUAAGUUAUGGUGCACUCAUAAAAAUACACUAUUAAUCUUAUCAGGCUACUUAAAAUCUCCUAUCUAACAAAACAAAUAUGGGGAUUCAGUUCCACCAUAUGGCAAUAUUGUGUUAAGUCCACCACUACUUCACAGAACCCCAGUAUUGGUGGGUCUUACACGAAUUCCAAAUGUGGGACACAAAUUAAAUAGUGCUAGUGCUAAAUAAGCUAACGUGUGUAUAACAUAAUGAUACAGGUUGUCUGAAAAUUAUGGAAUCAACGUGAUGGUUGCAAUAAUAUUAACAAAAUGUGUUAAAUUACAUGUUAUAAGAUACCAGAUACUUCAGCCACCCAUGUGUAAAUUACUAUAAUAAAUUCAUACUUGUCAGUGAUGCUUGCAUUAAAAUAUGAAACUUAUUUUACAUUUAAAACCUUUCUUUGUGAAGCAAACUUUGUCCAAGGAGUGAUUCGCUUUUUUAGCCCUCUUUUUAUGCCCUAUUAUAAUACAAGUCAUGAAUGUUUGAUUUUAAUGGUUUGAUUCUAUAUGUUUCCUGAAACUCUGUACUGACUUGUAGUUUCAAUAUUGUGAAAUUCAAAUUGCUAAUAAAAGUGGAACUGUAGUAAGAGGUACCUCUUUGAUUCCAAUGUAAAGAUGUUGGUUUCAGAAGAAUACCUUACCUUGAAGCUGUUUUAAAAUAUAUAUUUUAAAUUGAAUUAACAGAGCACUAACUUUUAAUGCACUGUUUUAAUUUGUUUGUUGGUUUAUUUAUUUGCAUUGUUUCUUUGUCUUUUUUUUUCUUUCUACAGACAAGUGUAUGAGUGCUCUUCUUGAAGUGGCCCUUUCUGGCAAUGAGGAGCAGAAGACCUUUGAUUACAAGCUGAGACCUGAUGUGUCCAUUCUGGUCGAUUUGGCCGUGGGAUCAACCAAAGAGCCAGCACGCAGUCUGUGGAUCACUAUGCAGGAUUAUGCAAUUAGCAAAGGUAUAAGAACUGCAUAUCGGAUGGUGACUGGCUUCGCUCUGUCUCGUAAACAUAUAUGAGGAUUUUCCUUACGAAUGUGCAGUGUGGACACUGUUCAAGACUAUGACUUUCUAACUUGACACUUUCCUUUUCCAUUGCAGACUGGGACAGUGCCACCAUAAGCAAUGAAUCUCUGCUGGAUACAGUUUCUCGCUUUGUCCUCGCAGCCCUACUAAAGCACACUGAUCUGCUAUCCCAGGCCUGCGGAGAGAGUAGGUAAGUGUCAAAAAUGUUAUUUGGCAAAACUUUUAACAAAAAGGAAAAAUGAUUGGAAAAGCAAAUAAUAUAUAUAGCCUAUAUAAAUUUAAAUCCAGAUCUGGUCCCUUUGUUACUGUAAAAGUGACUGAUUAAGUGUUGUGAAUUGAUACCCUUGUAUUAUUCUUCAGGUAUCAGCCGGGGAAUGCACUGGCCGAGGUUUUCCGCAGUGUAUACAAGGUGCGGAGCAGGCUUCUGGCUUGCAAGAACAUGGAGCUGAUCCAGACUCGUUCCUCAUCUAGAGAGAGAUGGGUAUGGUUGAAAAUCUUUUUAUCGUGCUUAUCAUAAUGUUAAAAAAAAAAAAAAAAAACAUGUUUCAGAUUUUCAUUGAUUUUCAAGUAGGAUUUUCGAGAUAAUGUUCUUAAAUACAGUCCACCUUUGAUUUUUGUUUUCAACAUUUUGUUUUGUUGUCUUCAAAAAUGGUGACCUAGCUUUUGACUGUAAUAUUUUAGGUGUCUGAAAACCAGGAGUCUGCUGAUCUGGACUCCCAGGAGAACUGCUUCACUAGAACCAUAGAUGAGGAAGCUGAAUUGGAAGAGCAAGCCGAAAGGGAAAGGGAAGAGGGACAUCCGGAGCAGGAAGAGGAAGAAGAGGAUCGGGACCAUGAGCAUCUAACAGCUGGCAGUGAGUAUCUGUCAGUGUUGAAGUAG